Olea europaea var. sylvestris is the source of this 340-nucleotide messenger RNA. RefSeq names its product BEL1-like homeodomain protein 4. Lineage: Eukaryota; Viridiplantae; Streptophyta; Magnoliopsida; Lamiales; Oleaceae. Gene Ontology annotation, biological process: regulation of transcription by RNA polymerase II. The annotation marks the transcript as partial. Gene Ontology annotation, molecular function: RNA polymerase II cis-regulatory region sequence-specific DNA binding; DNA-binding transcription factor activity, RNA polymerase II-specific. The transcript has 2 exons. The record is from RefSeq and is a predicted model, not a curated record.
CUUAUUUACGUAAUUUUAAUGCAUGCAUACUGUUCAGAAGAGGACACUGAAUCGAAUGUCCUUGUGUCUUCUCAGGUACCCAAGUGAUGCAGAUAAACAUUUGUUGGCUCGACAGACUGGUCUAUCAAGAAACCAGGUCUCAAACUGGUUCAUUAAUGCUAGGGUUCGGUUGUGGAAACCAAUGAUAGAAGAAAUGUACCAACAAGAGGCUAAAGAAGAGGCACGGGACCAAACCACCAGCCCCACCGCCACCUCCACCACGACAGAGGCGGCAGCCACCACUGUUACCACCUCAGCACCACCAACAUUUACUCAGUCUAGCCAAAGAUCAGAAAUCUAU